This is a messenger RNA of Phycodurus eques (leafy seadragon), 7672 nucleotides long. Its product is annotated as metal transporter CNNM1. The record is from RefSeq and is a predicted model, not a curated record. Gene Ontology annotation, biological process: transport; magnesium ion homeostasis. NCBI's taxonomy places the organism in Eukaryota, Metazoa, Chordata, Actinopteri, Syngnathiformes, Syngnathidae. Gene Ontology annotation, molecular function: transmembrane transporter activity. Gene Ontology annotation, cellular component: plasma membrane. The transcript has 10 exons. The coding region runs from base 69 to 2687 and encodes 872 amino acids.
GGAUAUGCGGCUCCAUCUGCAAACCACGUGACCCGGCCUGUCCCCACCCCCCACGUCCUUCGUUCGGCAUGAUGGCUGCGGAUGCUGCUCCCUGCCGCAUCCUGCAUCCUAUCCUCCUCCUCCUCCUCCUCUCGUGGGUCGCAGCUCCCGUCGCGGCUCUGCUCGGCGUCAGGCCCGAGGACACCCAAAGCGGCGAGCUGUCCGUGCAGGAUGGCGUCCUGAGAGCCAGGGAGGGAACUCGCUUCGUGUUGAGGGUUUACUACACGGAGCAUCCCCGCGUGAACCGGAGCGGGGCGGCCGACGUGGUGGCCGCUGCACCGUGGAUCGCCUUCAUCGAGGAGCCGGACCGGGAUGCGGCUCGCUCCAGGGGGAACCCGUGCGAGGAGGAGAGUGCCCGCAGUUCUGACAUUGAGCUACUGGGCUCGUUCAAAUCCGCCUCUAGCCACAACUCGGUUCUGGUGGAGCUUCUCGCCAAGCACCUGCGCCGUGGCGAGGCGGUCAAGUACUACUCCAUGUGCGCCUUCGACGGCGUCAAAUGGGAACACUUGGACACCAGAGACUUUUGGUUAGCGGUGGUGGAGAGACCCGCCGAGGCGGAUGCGUGGCUGCAAGCCGGUGUGUCGGUGCUGCUGCUGGGGCUCUCCGCACUGUGCAGUGGGCUCAACAUCAGCAUGUUGGCGCUGGACCCCGUGGAGCUGCGGGUCCUGCAGAACAGCGGCACCGAGAAGGAGCAGAAGUACGCACGGAAGAUCGAGUCCGUGCGUAAACACGGCAACUACAUCCUGUGCACCGUGGUGCUGGGGAACGUCCUCACCAACACUUGCUUCGUGGUCUGGAUGUGUCAGAUUUUGGGAAUGACCGCCCUUUCCACCGCAUCCUGCACUUUGGGAAUUUUCUUCAUAGGGGAGAUCCUGCCUCAUUCCGUCGCGUCCCGGCACAGCCUCGCCAUCGCGUCCAAGACUCUGUGCGCCACCCGGCUCCUCAUGCUCCUCUUCCUGCCCAUCGCCUACCCGGUCUCCAAGAUCCUGGACUUCCUGCUCCACCAGGAGAUCUCCAGCUUCUACACUCGGGAGAAGCUGGUGGCCAUGUUGCGCGUCACUGACCCGUACCACGACCUGGUCAAGGAGGAGCUCAACAUCAUCCAAGGGGCUCUGGAGCUGAGGACCAAGACGGUGGAGGACGUGCUCACCCCUCUGUCCGACUGCUACAUGCUGUCCUCGGACGCCGCGUUGGACUUUGGCACCGUGUCCGACGUGAUGCAGAGCGGCUUCACGAGGAUCCCGGUGUACGAGAACGAGCGCUCCAACAUCGUGGACAUCCUGUUCGUGAAGGACCUGGCUUUCGUGGACCCGGACGACUGCACCCCGCUCAAGACCAUCACCGAGUUCUACAAGCGCCCCAUGCACUGCGUGUUCAACGACACCAAGCUGGACGUGAUGCUGGAGGAAUUCAAAAGAGGCAAAUCCCACCUGGCUGUGGUGCAGCGGGUUAACAAUGAGGGUGAGGGAGACCCUUUCUAUGAGGUGAUGGGCAUCGUCACCCUGGAGGACGUCAUUGAAGAGAUCAUCAAGUCUGAGAUUGUGGACGAGACAGAUCUUUAUACUGAUAAUAGGACCAAAAGACGGGUAUCGCACCACGAAAGGAAACAGCAAGACUUUUCCAUCUUCAAAGUGGCAGAAAAUGAGCUGAAUGUGAAGAUCUCACCCCAGUUGUUGCUGGCAACACAUCGCUUCUUGGCUACAGAGGUGGAGCCGUUUAGGCCGUGUCACCUGUCAGAGAAGAUCCUGCUCCGUCUCAUCAAACAUCCCAGCGUGGUGCAAGAACUCAAAUUCAAUCCCAAGAACAAACACGCUGCUCAGCACUACCUCUUCCAGAGGAACAAACCCGUUGACUACUUUGUCCUCAUCCUGCAGGGACGGGUGGAGGUAGAAAUCGGAAAGGAGGCCCUCCGCUUUGAAAAUGGCGCAUUUUCCUACUACGGCAUGCCAGCCCUCAUCCCGCCCCUGCCAAUCGGUCAGAGGUACAGCUCUCGAAGUAGUGGUCUGAACCAAUCAGACUCACUGCUGAGUGGUGGCAGUAUUGGUCAGCUCUCAGCGGGAGGGCUCUACUUACCGGACUACUCGGUCCGACAGCUCACAGACCUGCAAAUCAUCAAGAUCAUCAGGACGCACUACCAAAACGCCCUGACGGCCAUGCGGAUGGACAGCUCCCCGCAGACACCGGACCCGGUGGACGCAGACGCUAAAGGGAGGCCGCCCGUCGCAGAGGCGCGCUCCCACAGCAUCGCCCUCCCCGUCACCAGCACCCACACCCGCCUGGGACUGGCACGCCUCGCUCAGCUGCAUCCCCACGCAGGCCUGCGCAACACCUCCUGGCUCAAUGAGAGAAAUCGUAUAGUUCGCAGCAAAUCAGAUGGCCAGCGGAGUCCCAACGACACCGUGUUCCUCCGCAUGGAUGAGAUUCCCUACAUCCAAGAGGAUCGACCAGAGAAUUAUGGAGAAAACGACGUGCCUACAGACUCUCAGCCAUCCACCUCUCCGUAUAUCAGCUCUCGCUCUCUGUCCAGCUCAGAGGAGAACGUCGGGAAGAAGCUCCUACGCAAAUUGAGUAACAAGAGGAGGAAAAAGUCUCGGGAUGGAGAGAGGAGCUUAGAGGAAGGUCUGGAGCAGCCUCCAGUGACAAGCUAGCACACCUCUUAUUUAUUUUUACCUUCCCUCUCUAACCAUCCCCGUCUCAUAGACUCCCUCGAUGCCCCGGCAGCUCCCUCCAGGAGCUGUUAUCGUCAUGUGCUGUAGUUACCAGUGCUCUCAGGUCUCCACGGAUAUUCUGUCCUUAAUCUGCCUCCCUGCACACCUUCUGUGAUUGAGUUCAAAAGGGAACGAUGCGAGGGGGAAAAUGGAACUUGAGGUAAAAAUUCCCAAUAGCAAUAUAUUGGCUUAAUCGGCCUUAGGUGAUGGUUCAAUUCCUUAGUGGGAACUAAAGCCUCUUAUACGACUUUCACACUGAGUUGGUGCCAGUGCCGGUUGGGUAUGUGUGUUAGCGCCAGACUUUUCUGACAUAAAAUGUCCUUAAAAGAACUCGAACAAAAAUGUUUUGGUUUUUUGGGGGCAGGCUGGAACGCAUUACAGUAAUAGCAUUUCCAUUCAUUUUAAUGGGGAAAGAUGAUUUGAAUUAUAAGCGUGGUCACGGAGCAAAUUAAACUCACAUUUAAAGGCACCACUGUAGAUGGGUUCUUUCACACCUUUUUAAACCCCUUCCCUCCUUAUCCAGCAUCUGGACAUAAUCGUCCUGAAAGGAAUGUGCCCUUUUUUUAGAUGCAAAUGAACUGCUGACGCUGGACCCGAAGAAGCUGGUCUCCUCUGUUGUACCAUGUGUUUGUGUAAAGGCUGUUUUGUCUCUCCAAUGUAGAGGUCAAUGCCACUCCUCACUGCUGCAUUGCGCAGCAUAAACAACAUUGUUGAGUGUGCUUCUCGGGAUUUUGUCCUGAGGGUGAACCAGCUUUUGUUUGAGGGUAUUUGUGGGUUUGAAAUGCAUCAGUAUGUUAUAUUUGGAGUUUCUCUGACAAACCAGCAACAUAAGGGACUAUCACAUUCAUUCCUCAGGUUUGGCUGAGACAAAGGCUGAGUUAGGAUAACCACAGUUAGCAACAGCUUUCCUGAUGUGUGUCUGCUCCUUUGUUAUUCCAUUGUCAGGCAAGGAAUCUUCUUUUCUCUGUCGUCAAAAAGGUUCUGAUAACCCGUAACUUGUGUUCUAGUGGGUGAUGGGAGUCAGUGGGAAUUGAAACAGGUCUUUGCGGUACGAAAAGAGAUCCAAACCAGCACGGGUACCACCUCAGUGUGAAAGUGGUAUCAUUUAAGGCAUAAAGUGUCACUAGUAGAGCUUAUAUCUAACUAUGGCAUCAGUCAUCUCAGGCAGAGCCUGUUCUUGUGACCAUUUAGUAGAAUAUACAAAAAAAAAACAUAUGGAUUCUAGUAUGACAAAAUUUCAGUGUGGAAAAACUAUACUAAAAUAAUGGCAUAUAACAGCCUUUUGAAAAAAAAAAUGUUUACAAUCAGCAAAAGAGCGUAUCACAUUCCGCAUUGUUCCAUAUUGUUAUCAGGCGGUUUGCAACUGGAAUUGUUGGCCAAACUCGUGUCAUAAUGGUGCCAUCUACUGCCAAUGCACAAAGAAAAAGAAGAAGAAGAAGAAGAAAAAGAAAAAGCCACUGUCUGUACAGACCAGAGCACAUUUUUUACAGCAGAUUAAAUAAUAAUAAUAAUAAAAAUAAGAGCCAUAUUCUCCUGAACUUGAACAACAGCUAAUUUUAACUCCCGCAGACUUAAGAGGGUCUUGCACAGGUUUCAAAAGGAGCCUUUUUUUUUUUUACCUGUUUGUUUUUAUAUGAUACUUACCAAACAGGACAUGAAAAACAGCAAUAUCUACAGUUGGUUGAUUUCAUUUAGCAUCAGAUACUACUUCUACUACUACUAAUUAUGUCAAUGCAUGUUUUCUGCAAACACUGUUUUCUGUGCUUGUGUAGCUUCACAUGAACUGAUAAUACUAUUGUGUUGCCAUACUAAUAAUAGUGCAAUAAGACAAUUCUAUGCUACUUGAAACAUAGUGGAACCUCUAAAGUCGAAGGCCCUCCAAUGUCGUACAAUUCAGAAUUUGACACAUUUUAUGAAAAAUGUGCUUGUUAAGUGACACAGAACCAGAAUGUAUAAGAAUGUUGCAAAAUAAGAUCGGCAAGGCUCUGAAUCUAAACUUAGAAUUCAUCCAUUCUUUUUUUGUGUGUGUGUUCUCAUGAGGGCUGCAGCUGAGAUGGAGCCUAUCCCAAAUGACUUUGGGCAAGAGGUGGUGUACAUAUUGGACUGGUCACCAGCCAAUCACAGCGCUCUUAUAGACAAACAAGCAUUCAUACUCACAUUCAAACCUACGGACAAUUUACUCUGACAUGCAUGUUUUUGCAAUAUGGAAGAAGCUGGAGUACGUGGAGUAAAGAGAAUAUUCAAACUCCACACAGGAAGGAAGCAGCCAAGAUUCGAACACCGAACCUGCCCCCCGAACUGUAAACACUAUUUCGCCGUGCUGCUGACUUUUAAAAUCUUCCUGACAAAUUAUCCAUAAAAUUGCCCAUUGGUGUGAAUGUGAGUGCCAAUGCCUGUUUGUCGCUAUUGAAAAUGCAUGGACGGUUUUACAAUGGCGACAGUUUGACUCCUCUGUGGGAAUUCUUUUUCAAAGUACCCCCCAAAAAUCAAAGCAUCCCAGAAUGGAUUGUGUUCAACCUUAGAGGUUCCACUGUAUUACAUUUUACACAUUCACAAUGUCCAUGAAAAAAAAUCCACUUUUCAAAGGCUCUUGCAUAAAUGUCAUCCAUCCAAAAUAAUGUAUCGAUUUUUGUAAGCAUGAUGUGCAUAAGUCCAAAUGUUGACAAGGGACAUUAGUUCAUAAUGGCAUCUGUUUUGAUAAAAACAUCAAUAUUUGGCAAUAGUUUCAUCAAAACAUAUCACGACAGGAAGUAUUGCAAUAAUAUUUUGUAACUCUACUUCUUAAAACACAUCACUGAAGCUGCCUACAAAUCAACUAACAAUAAGCUAAAAGUGUUUCGGGAUGUCUUAAGACGAUUAAGCAAAGAGGCAUUAUUUGCAUGUUUGUUUGCUGCCUAUAAAGUAGGAAUGUCCCCUUUAGAGAACCCUGCUGUCCAUAUGCAUGCUGGGGCAGGGGCGGUGCAUGAGUAUAGCAUUACUGCACUAACUUCUCCCCAAAACAGACUCCCUCAAAUCUUAUGCUACUGUCACUCGUGUGUGUGUUCCUCAGAAAAAAAAAAGUAAAAAGUGUUCCUUUAAACGGCAGCUUUAAGUUGCUGUGACAUAUGGAGAUGGAAACUUGUGAGUACAGAUGAGGCUGCCAGAGGCCUUUGAAUACUUACACAAGGACAUUAAAAGCCAUUACUUUGUAUCAUCAGCAAAGGGAGUUAUUCAACUCACUUUCUAAUGAGUGGAUCCGCUCUGGGAGACACUUUAAAGUUGGAUCAAUAUGAGAGAAAAGCAAUAUGACGCACACACUGACGUCAAGCCUCUUUUAAACACAUGCCACAGCCUGAAAAGGGUAGAAAGUACAAAGGAUAAUGCACUGCUCAGCACAUGGAGCACACCGCUCUAUAUACACUAACAAAAAAGGGAACUAAUUUCGAUAUGACUCAUUGACAUAUUUUAUCAUUUUGUCGCUGUCAGGCAGAAUCCUCGCAUCUCCAAAAUCACUAUUAUCCAGGAAAUCAAAAAAGGCCAUCUUGCUUGAGUUAUUAAACACUGCAUUGUUCGAGUUAGUAUUACACAGUACCUCAUAAUGCUAUCAUAUACUGUUGCGCACCAACAUCAACACACUACCACCCAAAAUCAUGAAUCGCUAAUUUAAUUCUUUAAAAAAAAAGUUUUAGCUGUCAUUAAAUACAUUGAUGGGCACCAGCUGCCCACAUCAAUCUGCACUCACUCUAAGCCCCUGAACAGACGAAAAGUCUUAAAUAAAUGACAAAAGCAAAUUACUGUGGUUACAUCAUCUUCCCAAUCUCUUUUUUAAGGUCUUAGAGCCAUGAAUGAUGCAAUAAAUAAAACGAAACAGUAUAUUAGGUGGAGAUGAAUCUGGACAUACUUAACAGUACAUUCAUGGCUAAAAAGUUCCUUCUGCACCAAAGCCUUAUCGGGAUCAAAAACAGGCUGACUCAAAUGGCUCUAACAGCACUAUUUCCACUCAUGUGUUGUAUAAAAACAUUCACACUUUUCAAUUAUGAGGCGACAUAAUGCGCACGGCUCCCACAGAGUGAGGGAAGAGGCUCAAAGAGUUUAAGCAUUCAAGAGUUAAUACAUUUGUUCUCAAGCUAUUUUCAACAGUUUAAAUUAGUUUAUAACGCAUAAAAAUAAGGGACGCGAAGGGACAGACCAAUAGUAUCAAUUUGUGAAAAAAUAUGAAAUUGAGGCGGCACGUUGGAGACUGGUUAGAGCAUCUGCCUCACAGUUCUGAGGACCGGGGUUCAACCCCCAGCCUCGCUUGUGUGGAGUUUGCAUGUUCUCCCCGUGCCUGUGUGGGUUUUCUCCGUGCACUCCGGUUUCCUCCCACAUCCCCAAAACAUCCGUGAUAGGUUAAUUGACAACUCUAAAUUGCCCGUAGGUGUGAAUGUGAGUGUGAAUGGUUGUUUGUUUCUAUGCGCCCUGCGAUUGGCUGGCAACCAGUUCAGGGUGUACCCCGCCUCCUGCCCGAUGAUAGCUGGGAUAGGCUCCAGCACGCCCGCAACCCUUGUGAGGAGAAGCGGCUCAGAAAAUGGAUGGAUGGAUGGAUAUGAAAUUAACCAUAUUUGGACAUAUAAGGUUUCUGUCUGACAGCACAUUUGUAUUAUGUCGUGUAAGUAACCCAAAGAUAAGAAACUGGACAAACCUAACAUACAGUAUAUGUGAACAAAAUAAUUUAUUAUAGAGAACAAAAUAUGCUACUUUGUUGCUUUAUUUAUUUUUAUUUACCAUUAAUACUGAUCUGUUGUAUGUUUAUUUUCUUGUAACAUUUUGUAAUUUGGUUGAUUAUGUAUGCAAGUACUGAAAUAUUAUAGGAAAUGUAACAAACCUAAUAUAUUUAAAGAAAAUAAAUUAUAUGAUACAUUAUGAACAAUAACAUUGUACUAUUUUGGUCUUUUAAUUUUUUUUAU